CAUAUAUAAAUACCAACACUGGUUUCUCAGCACAUCGUCAGCUCGUAUCAGACAGGAAGGAGGUUCAGAACCAGAACCUGGUCUUCAACACUGAAGACCUUUAUUUCUUUAUUUCUUUAUUUCCUGAGGAGCCAACAGAGGCGACGGCGUCCUGCUGACCUGUGGAGGGAAGCACCGCUGCGUUAGCGUGUAACGCUAGCUCUCUGCUAGCUGUGUGUUACCUGGUCAGCGCUGUGACUCCGCCUCCUCCCAGCUGACCUCUGACCUCAGCGUUCAUCAGCUGUUUUCUCUUUUCUUCACCUGUUUAUUUCCUGUCACUCAGGCUGAGAUGUUUUCCUGUAACCGUAGAAACGGUGAUGUCACCGAAGCUUCUAGAAGCUCCAACUGAAAAACAACAUCAUGUGACUUUAGUGUAUUUAUCAGAUGCAUCUGACACACUGACGCAGCAGAGCAUGAUGGGACGACCAGCCGUCCGCAGCACUGUGGAGAGAAUCAGUCUGAGCGUCCUGCCGGCAGCCGUCCAUCGAUUCCUCUUCAGCCAAUCAGAGGAGUUCCUGGUAGCUCACCUGGUCGUCAGAGCGCUGUUUGGAGCAGCGAGCGGCGCGCUCCUGUUCCUGGGCGUCGCCCUCAGCCUCCCGCUGACCUUUGACCUGAAGCUGGCGGCGGGAUGCGUCUGUGUCGGCGUGUGCGUCGUGGGCGGGGCGUCGUCCUCCUCCUUCAGAUGUUCAGUCCUCCUGAUGUUUCCCAGCAUGCUCGGCUCCCGUGGCCGCGCGUACCUGAUGCUGUUGAUCCUGUCGGUGUUGCACUCGGGUCCGCUGCAGAACAUCCAGCGGAACGUUCAGGCGGCGGCCGAGUCUCUGAGCUGUAAUCUGGACCUGCAGGUUAAUCACAGCCGGCUGCUGUGGCGAGACGCCGUCCGACCGUUUAUACUCAUCACGCAGCAGCUGACGGACGACCAGCCGGACUUCCAGUCGGAGGCUCGAAGCGUCAGCAGGAAGUUUCAGACCAUCAGGGACCAAGUUGUGCUUCAGUACGGAUACGACCGCUUCUCCCCGAAACACGCCGCCGCCGCCGCCGCCGGCAACGACACGCAGCAGCAGUUCACCGCCAAGACCAUGAUGCAGUGCGACAGUGUGGUGGAUCAGGGCGUGGCGCGCUGUGCUGAUUGGUUCAACCUCAAGUGGGCGGAGUGUAUGGAGGCGAUCCCGGUACCCGUCAUCAACCACAUCCUGUGUGUCUCCAUGAAGUUCCACUUCCUGUGUGAUGUCAUGAGAGUGAUGACGCCGUGGUGCCGGCGGCAGCUUCCUGUGGAGGGAAACUUCGGUCAGCUGUUCGACCAGCUGAACGCUUCGGUGGACCUGCUGUCCCGAGAGUUCAGCACCGAGCUGCUGGUGGAGCGGCGGCAGCAGCGGCAGGCGGUUCUGGAUCAGGACUUCACGCAGGCCGUCAGAGGAUCCUUCAGCAGGCUGACGGCCGCCACGCAGCAGCUGCUGGACGUCCUGCAGAUACUCCGCUCCCUCACCUUCAUCACCAUCUUCACCCAGGCGUUCGGUUACCUCAGACGUUACAGGAGGGACGUCGGAUUCGACAACGUCUACGUCACCACGUACUUCAAACAGAUGGACGCCGGCAGGAAGAGAGCCGGUCGACGCUGUCUGCUGCCUCUGAGCCAAUCAGAGAGACGGACGCUGACGGAGCCGUGGAGUCCAAAGAUCCUCCCGGAGGAGCUCCGACACGUCACCUCAGGCGUGUUCCAGGUGAUUUCUGUCUCUCUGCUGUCUGUCGUCCUGCUGACUGUCGACUUCUCGCUGUUCCACGUUCUGGACGUCGUCAGCAGACACACCGUCACCCGGUUCAACCUCACCAGCAGUCACCAGGUGGACAUCAGGGUGGGCGGAGCCUCCAUGAUGGCCCGCCUCCUGAGGAAGACGGUGGCGGCGUUCAACAGCUCGUCCAGCCUCCGCAUCGACGCCGACAACCGGAUGUGUGUGUCCCCGCCGUCCUCGCUCCCUGCAGGCGUGUAUGUCAGCUGUGUGUGUUGCGUGCUGCUGGCGGCGCUCUUCAGUUGCCUUCAGGUUUACACCAACCGCCUCCGACGGGUCAUCGCCGCCUUCUACCAUCCUGAGAGGGAGAAGAAGAGAGUUUUGUUCAUCUACAACCUUCAGAUCCAGAGAAGGAUUUGCUCCGCUGACAGGAAACGCAUCAUCAGUCAGAGACGCAGCAGGACGGUGUUUCAGUUUCUGAGCAGGUGGACGCGUCGUCUUUGUCAUCGUCGCCGACAGGAAGCGUCCGACUGACGAGACGCACUACAACCCCGAUCACACCGGGACAGGAAGACGACAUUAAAGUAGAAGAAGAUAUUCGGCUCUUCUUCCUGUUCAGAUAAACCUGCACGUUCUGUUCUCAGUAAAAACAAAAUCAAAUCAAAUCAAAUAAAAAGUGUUUCCUGCUGACAGACUCUCUGAUCCAUAAUAAAAGUUCACUUCUCUUGUU
Messenger RNA from Thunnus maccoyii (southern bluefin tuna), 2493 nucleotides. It is a transcript of the gene dcst1, whose product is annotated as DC-STAMP domain containing 1. Gene Ontology annotation, cellular component: membrane. NCBI's taxonomy places the organism in Eukaryota, Metazoa, Chordata, Actinopteri, Scombriformes, Scombridae. Bases 357 to 2297 code for a protein of 646 amino acids. The record is from RefSeq and is a predicted model, not a curated record. The transcript has a single exon.